Molecule: messenger RNA, 714 nt
Organism: Aspergillus glaucus CBS 516.65
Lineage: Eukaryota; Fungi; Ascomycota; Eurotiomycetes; Eurotiales; Aspergillaceae
Exons: 3
Coding region: 1-714 (237 amino acids)
Source: RefSeq, a predicted model, not a curated record
AUGAAAGGUCAAUGCAUAUUGAAGUUCCUCCUUGGAACUCUGCUGGUGGUUCUGCUUCUUGCAGCGCAAGUGCUCACCACACCGGUCCCACUAUCAUCUCUCAGCAGCAGAGAUUUGCAGUUGCACCGUACCCUGGAAGCUCGAGGAUUCAGAACCCUUUUCCAAAAGCUCAGAAAGGGAAAAAAGGGAGACUGCACUAACGCCUGUGACCUAAGUCCGCACCAAGGGCAACAAAAGCCCGAGCCAGUUCUUGAAACAACAACACAGUCACAUUUGGAGAGUCUGUGGCUUAAAGCCAAGAAGAAGUUGACUGUGGGCAAUGUUGAACAUUUUACAUUGGACCCAACCAAGGCUGUUAGCUAUGGAGCGACUGAAAUCUAUGGCUGCACUGUUCUUGUGGUUGUGGAUGGACGCAGUGUUACCAUUGGUCACUUCCCCCAGAAAUCAGGAUCAGGUAUCACAAUGGAGAAUGAGCAGCAUACGCAGCAGAAAAUCAUUGACCGAAUGGAACGCAAUCUUGUCCUGGCUGACUACACGACACAUAAGCCAUAUACUGCAAGUUUGUCUACUGUUGGCCACCGAGGGAAGGUUUCGGUGACCUGGGAUCCUAAGGACGAAGGAGGAGCGACCAUGAAGGUUUACAUCCAAAAUGACAAUCCUAUAUACGUGCAAGACUAUGAUGCAAAUGGGGACCCUUGUGAAUUGAUUGGUUGA